Malus domestica (apple) is the source of this 369-nucleotide messenger RNA. NCBI's taxonomy places the organism in Eukaryota, Viridiplantae, Streptophyta, Magnoliopsida, Rosales, Rosaceae. The record is from RefSeq and is a predicted model, not a curated record.
UCUUCAUCUUCUUCUUCCUAGCUAGAAUUGCUAAACAAAUCAUUUGUACUCUUGCAGAGCCAUUUUUCUUGUGUAGGCUUCAAUAUGAUGCAAAAGAUUGUCAUUGAGGUGCAGAUGAGAAGCAGAAGACGUCGUGCCAAGGCCAUGAAGAUAGCUGCUGUCGCUGAUGGUGUUAAUCCAGUGGCUUUCAAUGAGGAAAAGAAAGACCAGAUGGUAAUAAUUGGAGAUGGAAUUGAUGCAGCUAGCGUAGCUCUCUCUUUGAGGAAGAAGGUUGGCCAUGCUACCUUAGUGACCGUGGAAGAAAUAGUACUGGAAGAUAUAUGAUAUUUUAGAAACUGAAAAAAGGAAAAAAGAAAAAAAGAGGAGCCA